Oryzias latipes (Japanese medaka) is the source of this 701-nucleotide messenger RNA. It is a transcript of the gene ecrg4a, whose product is annotated as ECRG4 augurin precursor a. Gene Ontology annotation, biological process: G1 to G0 transition; central nervous system development; regulation of cell population proliferation. The record is from RefSeq and is a predicted model, not a curated record. Lineage: Eukaryota; Metazoa; Chordata; Actinopteri; Beloniformes; Adrianichthyidae.
CCUUUAAGAGCGGAAAAUGCUCCCAGUUGUGGUUCUGCUGCUGUAGGCUGGGAGGUAAAUGGCAUUCCAGUGCCGCAGGCCAGUUUCCACUUGGAAAGUCUGGGUUUCAGCCCACUGAUCUCUUUGGUCGCUGAACAGCUUCUGCACAGUUGUUGCUUUUCGGGAGCAUUAGAAAAACUCAAGAGUGGGUCCAACAUGGCAUCGCAGCAACUCGGCCUGAGGUUGUUGUUCCUGGUUGUCGUGGCAAUGCUAACACUUCUUACAGUGGCAGAAACUGGAAAAUCCCCAUCCGAGUCGACGAUUGACGUUCCUUCUUCCAAGGCCAAAGAAUUCCUUCUGAAGCUGAGCAGAUCCAAGAGGAACAUCUGGGAUCGAAGCAGACCUGACGUCCAGCAGUGGAUCAUGCAGUUCAUGCAGCUGGGAUAUGAUGAGCAGAGGCUGGAGGCCGACCUGUCUUACUGGAUGGACCAAGCCCGCGCCAGCGACCACGGCCGCCAGCACCACUACGAUGAAAACUCCCCCUAUGGACCAUGAAUCUGGCUCCUACACACAGUCAAAAACCGUCUAUUAUCCACAUCUGCUAGUUACUCCUCCAAAUGAUCUACAUGUAGUUUUAAUCUGAGUAAUCUCUUCAAACAAUGGGAUCUACUCAGAAAUCUGUUGGGAUUUGCCUGCUUGGAAAUAAAGAUUUCCUGCACAGA